Molecule: messenger RNA, 3623 nt
Organism: Amblyraja radiata (thorny skate)
Lineage: Eukaryota; Metazoa; Chordata; Chondrichthyes; Rajiformes; Rajidae
Product: cytosolic purine 5'-nucleotidase-like
Exons: 18
Coding region: 444-2081 (545 amino acids)
Molecular function (GO): 5'-nucleotidase activity
Source: RefSeq, a predicted model, not a curated record
ACGGGUUUUGGACUAAAGGUGCCUGAGAUGGAGGAGCAAACUAAAAAUAAUUCAAUUUCGGAAUUGUUUGUCUGCCAAUCAAUGGGAAGGCUUAAUGACGUUGUGUAAGCUGUUGUCCCGACUUGAGGAAGGUUUGCAGAGUGGAGAUAGUGCCGGGACGUGUAUUUUGUCAUUCAGUCAUCAGGAGGUCGGCAAGGGCUUGUUCGAUCUCCUGUAGCAGCUGCAGAAACGUGCUGAGUUCCCUGUCAGAUCAAGCACACAGCUCUUGCGAUAAACUGGAGCCGCUCUGCUGCACUUGACUGAUAAUGUAUCAAGGGUGAAAAGCGAGAACUGAAUUGGCCAAUUUCUCCUGGAACCGACAGAGGAUAAAGAUUGAUUCUCCAAAUCUUUGCAGCAUUACAGCAGAAACCUGCACCAAACAAGUUUUAAAGCAAGUGAUAAGCAUGGGAAGUGUAACGGGCGAAUACUCAGAUCACAACAACCUGCUCUCUCCUCAUGAAAACCAUUCCAGCUUCCGGAAUGCAGGCGAUUGUCACCAUAUUGAUUAUCGACUAUUGAAACGAGACUAUCACCACAGGGUGUUUGUGAACAGGAGCCUGGCACUCGAGAAGAUUAAAUGUUUUGGAUUCGACAUGGACUACACCUUGGCAGUGUACAGAUCUCCGGAGUAUGAAGAGCUGGCUUUUCAGCUGAUGGUAAAUCAUCUGGUAUCCAUCGGAUAUCCCCAGGAAUUGCUUCUCUACACCUACGAUCCAACCUUCCCCACCAGAGGACUUGUGUUUGAUACGCUACUUGGGAACCUUCUGAAAGUGGACUCUAAUGGAAACAUCUUAGUGUGUGCUCACGGAUUCAGUUUCCUCAAGGGGUCAGAGAUUCUUGAGCAAUACUCCAACAAGUUUAUCCAAAGAGAUGACAUAGAACGGUUUUACAUCCUUAACACUCUUUUUAACCUUACUGAAACCUACCUGUAUGCCUGUCUCGUGGAUUUCUUCAUCAAUUGCUCAGAAUACAGCAGAUGUCAAGCAGGCUUUAAAAGUGGCGACCUCUUCAUGUCAUUCCGGAACAUGUUUCAGGAUGUGCGCGAUACAAUGGAUUUCGUGCAUGAUUCAGGGAUAUUAAAGAAGAAAACACUGGGAAACCUGGAUAAAUACGUGCUCAGGGACCCUCGGUUACCCCUGCUCCUCAGUCGAAUGAAAGAAGCUGGAAAGGUUUUCCUUGCCACCAACAGCGAUUACCCCUACACAGAUGCAAUAAUGAACUUCUUGUUUGACCUCCCACCUGGAUUGAAGCCUGGUACUUCACACCAUUCCUGGCAUUCCUACUUUGACUUGAUUGUGGUUGACACACGAAAGCCAUUCUUCUUCGGAGAAGGGACGGUCAUCAGACAGGUGGACAAUGAAUCGGGCAAGCUUCGCAUUGGCGCAUACACCGGCCCCUUGCAACAUGGUGUUGUCUAUUCUGGAGGAUCUUCUGACAUGAUCUGUGACUUGCUGGGGGUGAAGGGUAAAGAAAUACUUUACAUUGGAGAUCACAUCUUUGGAGACAUCCUCAAAUCGAAGAAGCGCCAGGGGUGGAGGACCUUCCUGGUCGUGCCUGAGCUGGCAUGUGAGCUGCAGGUCUGGACCGAGAAGAGUGCACUUUUUGAAGAACUUUAUAAUCUCGAUAUAUUUUUGGCUGAACUUUACAAGCAUCUCGACAGCAGCAGCAACGAACGGCCUGAUAUCACCUCAGUUCGCAAACGGAUUAAGGUGGUGACGCAUGAGAUGGACAUGUGCUAUGGGAAGAUGGGAAGUCUGUUACGUUGUGGCUCCAGACAAACCCUUUUUGCCAGUCAGUUGAUACGUUACGCCGACCUGUAUGCUGCCUCAUGCAUAAACCUCUUAUAUUAUCCAUUCAGCUACUUGUUCCGAGCACCUCCUGUACUGAUGCCCCAUGAAUCAACAGUUGAACAAAUCCCUCUGGAUUUCUGUGAUAUGGAUGUUUUCUUGGAGAAACAACAGAACCACAUUCAACCAACCAACGGGACCCAUCAGGGUUCUUGUAACAGCUCUGAUGAAAGCAUCGAGGAGGAAGAGAAGUAAGAAGAUUCCGUUUCCUGAUGGUGUUGAUUCAUUAGCUUUAGGAAAGAUUCCCUGAUUUCCAAAAGUAAAACAUGUGAAGUGAGCUGGCGGGAUGUUGGUGAUCCAACGGGAACAUUGAUCCUCAGCGUUUGUUUACAGCCGGUUAUCCUGGAAGUUUUCUCAUUACAACCAGCGAGUCAGAUUGACCAAAGUAUUGUUCGACAAGCUGGUGCACUGGCCAUUAUACCAGAGACCUUUAGCAUUUCAAGAACAUGUUUACUGUAACAUUAUAAUCAGCAUAGGGUGACAAUUAUUCAGCAACUCGAUCUGUUCUCACACUAUUAGUCAACCUUCACAAAGUGCACUGAUGUUAUGAUGAAUUUCCAGCACAUGUAUCCCAUGCGAUUUAACGAUCUUGCCUCCAAAGUGGAUGUUGCAUCAUCCUCCACCUCACUAACUGUAGGGAAGGGUGAGCAGACGGAAGGUUGCAGGGAGCUCCGAUUUGGGGUAAUAUGGAUUUAGGAAGAAAUGCGAGAACGAAAUGCAGCAUGGAAACCUGUUCAAGUGUAAAACCUUCAAAGCACAUUACAAGCCCUUCGACCGACCUUCAGGCAACCAUUUACAUCAAUGCUGCACUCAGACCAUUCUCCCCACAUUCUCAUCAACUGCCCCCAGCUACUGCCCCUCACCUACACACCAUGAUCAGUUUCACGUUGCCCAUUAGCCCACCAUCUCACAUUUCUUUGCUAUGUGGGAGAGCUGAGCACCCGGAGAAAACCUGUGCAGUCACAGUGAGAACGUGCAAACUCCACACAGUCAGCCCUGAAGGCGAGGAUUGAACCUGGGGCGUUGGCGCUGUGAGGCAGCGGUUUUACCAGCUGUGGCACGGUGCCGCCCUUAUAUUUCUCACGGAUACGUAUAAUCUGAUGUAGUUGAACGUUGAAUAACAGAGAAUGUGGGAAACACUCACAGGUUAGGAAGCAUCUCUGGAGCGAGAAGCAGAGUAUGUUUCAGGUUUUUGAUGACCUUCCUGUUCUCUCACCUAACCUGCUGAGUUUCCAGCAUUUUACUUUUGUUUUACAAUAUUAGAAAAAUCCAUGGCAGUUAUUGCAGUGGGGCUCCAAGAAUUGAUUCCUUUCCAGAUAUCCCUCUAAGCAUUACCUACACAGAUACCCAGAGACCUGUGCAGCAGUUUGACAUAGAAUGUGAAACAAAGAACAGUACAGCAUUAGAAUAGGCCCUUCGGCCCACAAUGUCUGUGCCAAACACGAUGCCAAGACCAUGUCUUAUCUGCCUGCACAUGAUCCAUGUCCCUCUAUUCUCUGUGUAUCCUUGCUCAACAUUGGCCGAUAGAUUAGUGAGUGAAUAUGUCACACUCCUUCAAGGUCAACCCUUUCUGCCAGCAUAGUCCAUUCAUUCCUGUACCUCCUCCGCAGUUUCACACUUCUCAUGUUAUGUUCCAACACUUUCCUGCUCUCACUCCUCUCUACCCCAACAAAACCCUUCAGCUCUGCAGCCCACCGAGAUGUCUGAGCUACCCUGACUUAGUUUCUCAUGUAUCCC